GGGACGAAGCCAUUCCGGGGCUGACGGCCAGAUCACAGAGUCACCGGAAGUUGUAGAGAUGAAAUUCACAGAUUCGCCGGUGAUCGACCUGAAGGUGCUGGAUAAGCAGCUGUCUUUCCAGCAAGACAACGGGUCUAUGCACGUGGGGACUAGCGUCUGGCCCUGCUCACUCGUCGCCGUCAAAUUCGCCGAGCGUUGGCACCCGCAGUCGUGCGCCGCCGCCGAAAACCCCUACGCCGAGCUCCUCGACUUCAAGAACAAGCGAGGGGUAGAGCUCGGAGCCGGCUGCGGAGUCGCCGCCAUGGGCCUGUUCUUGUUGGGCCUCAACGACGUUCUAAUCACCGACAUCGCCCCCGUUAUGCCGGCCCUAAAGCACAACCUGAAGCGAAACAAGCAGGUUUUGAACAAGUCCUUGAAAACGGCUCAGUUGUAUUGGAACAAUGAGGAGCAAAUUAGGGCUUUGGGCAAACCUUUCGAUAUUGUCAUUGCCACCGACGUGGUUUACCUGGAGGAGACGGUGGGCCCUCUCAUCUCCGCCAUGGAGUCUCUUGUCAAAGAGGACGGCGUCGUUUUACUUGGCUACCAGCUGAGAUCGCCGGAGGCGCACAAGAUGUUCUGGGAGCUCUGCGUCGAGGUUUUCGACAUCGAGAAAGUUCCACACGAGCAUUUGCAUCCAGAGUAUGCCUACGAGGAGACCGACGUGUAUAUACUCCGGAAAAAGAAGAAAACAUGAUAUUCAAGAUCAAAUUUUUAUCAAUUCCCAUUUCAGAGUAAGAGACUAUAGUCCCCCAGACUGUGCAACACAAAGAACAGAACAUCUAAAUUAUAUCUGUAGUUUAAGAGCAUCAGAUCCACAAGGCUCCUCAUGUCAUUAUUGUACAGAACAAACUCCAGUAUCUAUUUCAAGAUGUGAUUCAAGAUUAUGGAUGGAUAAUUUUGAGUGAAUUGACAAUUUGUUGGAUGGUUGUAAACUCUGAGAUACAUGUUUCUUUAUCAUAUAUGGAGUGCACCUUUGUUAACAA
Ipomoea triloba (trilobed morning glory) is the source of this 1022-nucleotide messenger RNA. RefSeq names its product EEF1A lysine methyltransferase 3. NCBI's taxonomy places the organism in Eukaryota, Viridiplantae, Streptophyta, Magnoliopsida, Solanales, Convolvulaceae. Bases 59 to 733 code for a protein of 224 amino acids. The transcript has 2 exons. The record is from RefSeq and is a predicted model, not a curated record.